Messenger RNA from Acanthochromis polyacanthus (spiny chromis), 648 nucleotides. It is a transcript of the gene pmaip1, whose product is annotated as phorbol-12-myristate-13-acetate-induced protein 1. NCBI's taxonomy places the organism in Eukaryota, Metazoa, Chordata, Actinopteri, Pomacentridae. Bases 1 to 138 code for a protein of 45 amino acids. The transcript has 2 exons. The record is from RefSeq and is a predicted model, not a curated record.
AUGGCUGGCCAUGAUCUCACUGCUGCCAUUGAGCUGUGUGCUCGCGAGCUCCGACAGGCUGGAGACGAAUUAUACUGGAGAUACAAACUGCUGGAAAUACUGAUCAAGAACUACAAGACUGUCUCUAAAGUAAGAUGAGACGUCCGACCGCAUCGAAAUGGAUCGGAUCUUGUGAACCUGGAAGGCGGUGAGCCAAAGCAGAAGAGUCUUGGAUACAGACUCAUCCCUGAUUGGAAAAUGGUGGCUCUCAAGUGGGAUGUAAAUACAUGAGCUCGUGGAAACACCUUGCUGGAGUCACUAGAUGUCAACCGGCAGUGGACUUGAUUUAACACCGGAGCUCUACGCAGAAACAAACAUGGCGGAUGGUGUUGACCCACUGAUUCAGACCUGUGGCUGACUGGACGAAAGAGGAACGUCAGUACAGAAGUUGUUGUCUGCUCCAGAUGCUGAUCGUCACAUGUACAUACUGUAUGUGGACAUUUAUGCAUAUUGUACUCUGUUGGAAGGCUGUCACAUUCAUGUUAACUGAAGAUUUGGAGGUAAUGUGGUGCUGUGCUUAUGGAUACGCUCAAAACUCUUAAAAAAAUGUUUGCUUGAUGGGAGCAUUUAAUGGGUUGCUAAUAAAGGAUGCAUAUUCAGCCAACUUAA